UAAAGCCCAGUGAGCUCGAGCUGUCGGCAAUCCCCAGCGAUCCUGUCGCCUGGCAACAAGCAAACUUUUCCUUCAGUCUCAGAGCCUGUGUUGUUUACCAUGAGCUUCUCCGCUUAAUACAGCCAAGUGUUUCUUCAAACUAUGAACUUUUAGCUUAGAAACAGGCCCAACAUACAACUGCAAUGUCGAAAACAUCCAAGAAAAAAGCGUCGUCAACCAGCCUCGUCGCUUCUUCGCCAGGACAAUCUCCCAAAAAAGACGCUUCUUCAGCAGUGGUCAGUUCAUCAGAAGGCCCAGGAGAACCACAGAGAAGCCACCUGCCUCUCUGGCCAGAGUGGAAUGACACUGAGGUUAAUGCUGAGAAAUGGGAUGCGGUCAAAGCUUCUAAGGACAGCAAGAACCUCUUUGAUGAUCCAGAGGGUAAAGUUGAACUUCCAGCCUCUUUGAGAGUUCACACCUGGAAACGUCCUUCAGAAUACAUAGUUAAUAAGACUCCUGUUGUUGUGGAUAAUGAAGUUGCUUUUGACCUUACCUCAGCAAAUGAACAUUUACUUUCAAGUGAGCUGAUGCGAUGGAUCAUUAGUGAGAUUUACAUUUUGUGGAAAGUCUGCAAUACAGGAGAGGGAAAGCCUGUCUCUGCGGAAACAGUUCCCAACACUUGGAAACCCUGGGAACAAAUCUACUCUCUGUGUAAAGCAGGAAAGGACCAUAUACCCCUCUACAAUGCCUAUGGGAAGUAUGUUAUUAAACUCUACUGGAUGGGAUGUUGGAGGAAGAUUACGGUUGAUGACCUGUUACCAUUUGACAAGGACAACAAUCUUCUACUUCCUGCUACUCUUAACCAAUCAGAGCUUUGGCCCAUGCUGUUGGCCAAAGGAAUACUGAAGGUGGCCAGUACUGAUGUUCCUGUCUCCAGCUCCGGGAGGGAGUUGGGAGAGUUUACAGUCAUCCACUCUCUCACUGGCUGGAUUCCAGAGAUGAUUCCUCUAAAAUCCUGGUAUACAGGAAACAUUUGGAAAUUCCUGAAGGAAAAUAUUCCAAAAUUCCAGUAUGAAGAAGAAAGCUCAGAGGAGAAGGCCAAGCCUGCUGACGACACAACUGCAAACGAUUCUGAUGUGAACGAGAUAAAUAGUGAAACUGACACAGCCACUGCUGUUACACCUAUACCUGAAAUUGUUGUGUGUGCCAGCUACCAACCCCUGCAUCUUUUGGAGAAAAGGACCUCAGUUCUUACAAAGAUGGCCGACUCAUCUGAGAGUCUAAGGCAGUAUGGCCUUUCUCAGCUGUACAGUCACCCUGUGCUGCUUACUAGGACUCGAGACUGCCCCCUAGCAGCCCCACCCAAACCACCCCCAGUCCCCAACUGGAAGCUCAUCCGCCCACGCAAGCAGACCAGCAUCACAGAUGAACCCAAAGAGCCCCCUGUUCAGAAGCCAGAGGAGUUCAUAGAGGUUUGCAGCCCCUUCAUCAACUUCAAACUCAUGACUGUGGCCGCUCAUGACAUGGACCAGGGUGCUGUAAAGAGGCGUGGCUAUAGCUCUAAUCUGGCUUCCUUCACUGAAAUAGAUGAUAGCGAGAAUGACCACCCCCAAACUGACAUCAACCAAAACAGUCCUAAUACGUUGGAUGUCACCGAAACCAAUCAGGUAACGGCAGAGGACAAGAAUAAGGGCGAAAGUAUAGCCAAUGAUGCAGACAGAGCGGAAUCAACUUUAAAAUCUGAGAAAGAGAGCGACGAUAAGGAUAAAGAGAGGGUGCAGACAGCCAAAGAGUCAAAUUCUACAGUGCUUCAGUCCCAGGAUGAGUCUGACAAACCCUUGCUGCAGGACACAUGGGUGGAUCUUCACAACUUCACUAAAUGCUUCCAAAUGCUGUUGGUUUUUCACAAGCCAAACACAUAUGCACAUCAAUGCACAACAGCCCACUGUCAGAACUCUGUUUCCUCUCGACUGUCUGCUUCUCAACUGUCCAACGCAAUGGCCUCCACCCACUCCGUUACUGCUUCUUCUAGACAACCUGAAUCUAACACAACUUAUCACACACAGUCUACAGAUGGGAAAUGUACACACUUUCUGUUUGUGGACAACCUGUUACCCACUGAAUUUGUCAUCUGUUUCUCAGCAUUAGCACAGUGGGGAGAAAGUAUGGAGGAGAAAGGCGUGUCUCCUACCAGGCCUGGUUUCCUGACAGCUAGGCCAUUCUCAUGGAAGAGCAUCGUCUCUGGACUCCCUGUGUUGCAGAUCCAGACCACAGCUAGUAAAGCUGCAUUACUAUCACUUCCUCCUGGGCGUCAUGUUCUUCAUAUUCAAACAAGGGCUUCAUUUGCCAUCCAUGUACAUCUUUGCAGUAUGUCUCCCUUCGUGUUUGGUGAUGAGGAGACCGUAAUGCCACACCUUGACAAGGAGAGUCUAAGGUUCUGCGAGCAGGCCACAAUGAUUCUGAGAGCUCUGGCUCGUGUGGUCAGCUGCUUUUCAGAUCCUGAGGCACUGCCCUCAGCUACCAAAGAUCUUGAAAGGACCCAUGGCGUAGGCAUACAGCAGCAAAGGGUCUUUAAUGAGGCUGUUUAUCAAAUGUUCUGCACUGCGCUGGGGCGGAAAUUGACCUCAGAUGAGCUGUUUGCGGUGCAGACUCUGACCGGAGACCCAUCAACACACGGCAGCAAUGAAAAAGCAGCGGACUCGCAGUCAGAAAGCAACCCUGAGGGAUGGAACGGCAGGCAGGCCACUGACCAGGAAAUGCAGGCAGCUACUGUCCUACAGGCAGGUUGGAAGGGGUACUUGGUCAGAGAAAUACUCACUGCAGCAAGACCAGGCACCAAGGAAAAUCUGAGUGUCACAAAGACUCUGGAGGAGAUGUGGGUUUCUGUGGAGUCAGAUUUAGAGAAACAUGCUGUAGCUUUGCUGAGACACAUGGUUGAUAAUGGUGAAGGAAUAGCAGAGCUCUACGAUUGCAGAGAAGAUGAGUGCAACAGAAUAACAUUCACUGACUAUUCAGUACCUGUACCAGAGGUGGCAAACUCCUGGAUUUUGAUCUUCAGGGAGGUGUUUCAUGUUCAUAAGAACAUGCUUCUUGCUUCCAAGAUCUACUCUCUUCUCCCUGUUUGUAUUUUGCAUGUCAUAAAUAAUGAUACUUUAGAGGAAAUCCCCAGAGUCUUUAACAGGGUAGAGCCACACUUGUACACCCCAAACAAGAGCGGUUACACGUUUGUAGCUGAGGCACAUACUGGAGACACACCCCUGACGGGUGGAAAAUGGAGCAUGCGCCUGAUUGGCUCCCGAGAACCAUUACCAAAGCUGGCUAAAGAAACGCCAAACAGUAACUUCUCUGUUAAAGAGUUGAAAGGUUACUACAUCCCUAAGAGACAGAACAUCAUCUGCAGACAUAUGGUAAAAGUCUCCAGUGAUCACAUUGCUACUGUGCAGUUUCAGACUUCACAAUCAGAUGUCUACAUUAAACUCACUAUCUUAGACAAUGAAAAAGAGGUCAUCAGCAACCAAGGCAAAGGCCAUGUCAUCAUCCCAGUCUACUGCUUCUUAGCCGGCAAUGGCGGUUCUGUGGCCCAAACGGGGGCGAGUCAGGAUCAGGGCGGCAUUACAGCAGAAGGGACUCUGACAGGAGGAAAGGAAGGGAGUGACCGGCACCCUACGGACACACUGGUUCAUAAGUAUUGUAUACAGGCCGAGGUGUUGCGGGAGAGCUGGCCUUUAAAUGAAUCUCUUGCCUCCUUCAUUCAGAAUCUAAGAGACGAGGAGCGCAAUGAAAUGAAAGUGUUUGGGGAUUUUUUGGACGGCACUUCUGCAUCUGUUGGUGCAGAUCAGCAAAACAAAGAUGGCCAGAAAUCUGCUCCUAAAUCAACACACAAGGUCAAGGAACGAGAAAAGGACAAAGACAAACUAACAUUCAAGUCGAGUUUCAUUAUGGGCCAAGUCAGUAAUUUGGAUGCAACUAAGCCUCACUGGACCCUGCGUGUGGUGAGUGACCAAAGUGAAGCAGGAACUAUAGAGGUAAAGAAAGACACCGAAAAACUAGAGGAGAUCAGAGCGAUGAAACUGGCCUGGGAAAGUGCUGAGCCUGGCAGAGCAGCAAAGGCUCAUCAGAACCGGCAGCGCUAUCUCAAACAGCUACAAGCAAAUGCGGAGGGCAAAGAGCCUAUCACAGCUGAGACAGGCGCGCCUCAGUCCCAACAGAGCGGAGAGAUCAGCGUCCUCUCAAAGAACAUUAGCAAAACUGACAUCGAUUAUACACCAUUUUUUAGGAAGUCUUUGCCCCAGCCUCGUCUGAAGGAUGAACUGAUUGAGGAGGAACAGAGAAGGGAACGUUCAGAGAAGUUCCAAAGCUUCCGUCUCAUCUGGGACAACAUUCUGGAACAACGGAAACAGGAAAAUAUUACACGCAGGGAAAUGAUGAGACGACUGCUGGAGACUUACGUUGGUUUUCAGGAUGCUAUGGAUGCGUACCGGCAAAAGAUGCUCAAGGCCCGCGAGGCAUAUCGUACCCAUGUCUUAGAGCAGCAGUCUCUUAAUAAGGAAGAAGUGUCUGUGGAAGCAACUGAACAGGUGGAGAAAAACCCUACUCAGAUUCAACCAGGUGCACGUAAGAGUGCAAACAAGAAGAAAUGAUCUGAUUGGUCACAACUAUACAACAUUAAACUGGAGUGGUCUGUACUUUAGGUACAAUGAUUAAUUUUAUUGAUCUGCUUAUUAGAAAUUUCACAUGAUCUCUUUCUGUUAUUUUGUAGUUUAAUAGUUACUGUUAGAUUUGUUUAGAAUUUGAUCUAAAGGAUAUCAAUUGUGACUUUUUUCAGUUAAUCGCUUAGUUCGUCAAGUUAUUUAUUUAUAUAGUGUUAUUUAUCCCCCUUUGCAGUCUUGAAAGACCUGUCAGCAUGAGCUUAAAGCAUUGAUGCUCAAUAAAGAUAAUGCCCUAUAGCAUUAGUUUCUAUUAUUUAACUUGGCAGAUCAGCUCAUUAUCACAAAGAGCUCAAAGUCAAAUACAAUGUAACUUAUUGAUUAUAUACAUUAUGACCAGAAUACA
Molecule: messenger RNA, 5031 nt
Organism: Paramisgurnus dabryanus
Lineage: Eukaryota; Metazoa; Chordata; Actinopteri; Cypriniformes; Cobitidae
Source: RefSeq, a predicted model, not a curated record